ACCCACACGCCCUUUCUGCCUUCGCGUGUGGUUUAAUCCUCCGCGGCUUCCGUAAGCUGUCGUGGCGCUUGUGGAGUGCGAGGGCGAAAGUACUGCGGCUCUAAAUAGGAAGAUAAGCAAAUAUUUGUUACAGGUACAUUACUUUCAAACUGCAGUGAUCGUAUAUCAUAUAAAGGUUUCCGGGUGAUAAUGAGGCGCGCAGGUUUAGGUGAGGGCGGCCCUCCAGGCAAUUACGCUGCAAGUGGAUACAGUGUGUAUGAGGAGGAGAAUGAACAUCUACAGGAGGGACUGAGAGCUAAAGUACAUGCACUUAAACAUCUUUCAAUUGACAUUGGAAAUGAGGUCAAGUACCAGAAUAAAAUGUUAGGAGAAAUGGACUCGGACUUUGACUCAACUGGAGGUCUGUUGGGAGCCACCAUUGGUAGAUUGAAGCUCCUCUCCAGGGGAAGCCAAACCAAGGUGUACUGCUACAUGCUGCUGUUUGCCCUGUUUGUGUUUAUUGUCCUGUACUGGGUGAUCAAACUGAGGUGAUCGUAGGACUGAUGACUCUUCAGGACCUUUCGUUUGUGCCAUGCUUAUUUGUGGUAGAGGGUCAGAAUCCUCACAGAGAUGACGAGGACUGAGGUUAUUGAGUAGUACGAGAGUGCUUUCUUUCCAUUGGACAAGAAGUUGAACCAUUGAUUGACAAUGUGCAAUAUGAGACAAAAAUCUGUCCUAACCCACCAUUAGUGUCCCCCGAGGGGAAGGGAUAAUGCUAGUUGUCUAAAAUAUAUUGUGAAGAUUAACAUGCAUCUUUCCUUCUUUUUUUCUGAAAUAAUGACCUUUGUUUAAUAGUAUUAUUCUUUUAGGAGAACUUCAGUGCUAUAAAUGUGUGCUAAUUUAUAUCUUCUAUAAGGAUACAGAUAAAUGCAUUUAAAAGAGUGGCACCUAAUCAGCCUUUAUUUUCCUUUCUUUUACUGUGAAAGUCUUACAAUUUUGUGGCAACUCUUUCAAGAAUGUUGUAUGAAUAUAGUGUUCAAAGGGGUUGAUCUUCAGAUUGUGAAAACCACAUUGAUACGAGAGUUUGUGCAAUGCAGAUGUAUAAUAAUGACCAUAUUAAAAACAACCCCAUAAUUCUGUGUACUUCAGAAAUGUCUUAAGUAAUUUUGAAGUUCUUGUCCAAUCUCUUUUGCUCUCUAUGGUUAAAAUAAUGUAUGGUUAAUUUCAGUUUUUUUAGGAACUAAUUUGUAAAUAAAUGUCAUUUUUCAGAGAAUUAUUACAUAAAUUCCUUUAUGUUGUCAA
This is a messenger RNA of Sinocyclocheilus rhinocerous, 1281 nucleotides long. RefSeq names its product Bet1 golgi vesicular membrane trafficking protein (gene bet1). The record is from RefSeq and is a predicted model, not a curated record. The transcript has 4 exons. Bases 190 to 531 code for a protein of 113 amino acids. NCBI's taxonomy places the organism in Eukaryota, Metazoa, Chordata, Actinopteri, Cypriniformes, Cyprinidae.